Messenger RNA from Exophiala viscosa, 1095 nucleotides. RefSeq names its product Phosphonopyruvate hydrolase complex with Phosphonopyruvate and Mg++. Lineage: Eukaryota; Fungi; Ascomycota; Eurotiomycetes; Chaetothyriales; Herpotrichiellaceae. The record is from RefSeq and is a predicted model, not a curated record. Gene Ontology annotation, molecular function: catalytic activity. The transcript has a single exon. Bases 208 to 1095 code for a protein of 295 amino acids.
CAUAAACAGAAUACAUAAGUGAAUGCGCCUUUGUCAUUCCGAUACGUCAUUCCAAUAGACAGCCUUGUCACGUGAACGCGACGGCAAGGCUGCGGUCACCAGGAGAACCCGGCACGAAAACCGAUGUUGUCGACUAUAAUUCCAGCCCAUCUCAUACUGAAAGGAAUGUCGCCGAGCCGAAAAUGCUGAACUUCAACAUAGCACACGAUGGCUGCAAGAGCAAAAAUCAACGCCCUCCGUGCGAGGUUGUCGGCGCGCAUAGGCAAGCCAGCAAUCGCAGUGGCCGCUCACAACCCCCUAUCAGCCAAACUUGUAGCACAAACCUAUGGCUUCGACGCCAUAUGGGCUAGCGGCUUCGAGCUCUCAGCCUCGUACGCCGUCCCAGACGCCAGUGUCCUCUCACCAAACAUUCACCUUGAGAUGACGCGCGCCAUGGCCGAGGUUCAGGAUCUACCUAUAAUCGCCGAUCUGGAUACUGGCUUCGGUAACGCCAUCAACGUGGCCUACACUGUCCCACGCUACGAGGCGGCAGGUGUAGCCGCAAUCGUCCUGGAAGACAAGACCUUUCCCAAAGACAGCAGUCUCCGGCCCGGAGGACGUCAAUUACUAGUCUCAACAGAGGAAUUUCAAGGCAAGAUAGCCGCUGCCAAAGCGUCUUGCUCGAUGCUGGUCAUCGCACGCACAGAAGCACUAAUCGCCGGCCUGGGACAAGAAGAAGCGAUCCGGCGUGGUAUCACGUACGUCGAGGCCGGCGCAGAUGCGAUAUUGAUCCACAGCAAACAGAAGACUCCUGAUGAGAUAUUGUCCUUUUGUCAAGCUUGGCCAGGGACUGUGCCGUUGGUCAUUGUGCCGACGAGUUAUCCACAGCUCUCGUUCGAUGAGAUAGCAAAGCUUACCGAUAAUAAGGUCGGUCUUGUCAUUUGUGGCAAUCAUGCUAUUCGGGCGGCGGUCAGUGCUAUGCAACGUACGCUCGCUCAGAUCGUCGAAGAGAACGGCAUUGCAGGCGUCGAGGGUGAAAUAGCGCCAGUAUCUGACAUAUUUGAACUUCAAGGAGAUGCUGCGAUGCGUGAGCUGGAAAGGAAGUUUCUGCGCUGA